Messenger RNA from Anolis sagrei ordinatus, 3829 nucleotides. It is a transcript of the gene ZC3H7B, whose product is annotated as zinc finger CCCH-type containing 7B. The record is from RefSeq and is a predicted model, not a curated record. Gene Ontology annotation, biological process: miRNA processing. Gene Ontology annotation, molecular function: protein binding; metal ion binding; miRNA binding. Lineage: Eukaryota; Metazoa; Chordata; Lepidosauria; Squamata; Anolidae.
CAAGGAAGCGUUCCGCCUGGCAGGCGAGGCUGAGCCUGGGAAGACCUGGAAAUGAAAGUAGGAAAGCGCCCGAGGCACAUGGAGCAGGAUGCAUCCCUCUGUGAUCAAGUAGCGGCCGCUCGCUCGGUAUCCUUGCUCACCCGAAUAAUGCUCUAAUCAUAGUCAUAAGACCAUAUCAUUAUUUACCAAGGCCAAGUGGAAGGGAAGCCCCAGCAGAGGAAGAGGAGGAGGAGGAGGUGAGUGUGAGUGGCUGUAAUGGAGAGACAAAAAAGAAAAGAGGAGAUAGAGAAAGGACUUCAGUUUAUCCAGUCUACAUUACCCCUAAUCCAAGAAGAUUAUGAGGCUUUUUUGCAGAAGCUGGUGCGAAACUUACUUGCAGAAGGCAAUGACUUGUUCCGAGAGAAAGAUUUUAAGCUAGCGCUGGUCCAGUAUGUAGAAGGGCUGAAUGUGACUGAAUAUGCAGCCUCAGAUGAGGUGACCAUUCCAGUGGAUCUCCAAUGCAACCUGUACGUCAACCGCGCUGCCUGCUACUAUACCAUGGGUUUAUAUGAGAAGGCUUUGGAAGAUAGUGAGAAGGCUCUGGGAUUUGAUGCAGAGAACAUCCGAGCGCUUUUCCGGAAGGCCCGCUGCUUGAAUGAGCUCGGGAGGCACAAAGAAGCCUAUGAAUGUAACAGCCGCUGUCUCUUGUCCCUUCCACAUGAUGAAAGUGUGGCACAACUUGGUCAAGAUCUUGCUCAGACACUGGGAUUAAGAGUCCGGAAGGCAUAUAAAAGACCUCAGCAGGAAUUGGAAACAUUUUCUCUACUCAGUAAUGGCAUAUCAUCCAAUUUACCAAAUCAGUCUGUUUCCAAUGGAUUGAGCUCUGUAGAUGACAUUGAAACAGAUAUUUCUGGACAACUUCAGGGCCUGGCUGUCCCCUGUGCCACUUCCAUCACUGUGAGUGAGGGCCCUGCCUUUCCAUCAUCGGACUUGGAGGCAAAGAGCACGCCAACUUUGGUCCCUGCCAGCGCUCUCAUCUCUUCUUCGGAGGUGGCACCUGUGCCAGCAUCUGAGAAUGUGGAUGAUUUCGCUGAAGGAGGAGUUCUUGGGGAUGAAUUGGAUUCAAUCCUGGAUUCUCUUGCAGAUGGAUCUCAACAAUACCCUCUAUCUCUAGUACAAGGUGCCCUCCCUGCCAGUAUGCCUAGUGAAAUGCCUCGGCUGAUCCCAGUGUUUCCGGGAGGAACUCCGCUGCUCCCUCCGGUGGUAGCAGCCAACAUUCCAGUCUCCACGCCACUCCCUCCUGCCUCCUUUGGCCUUAUGAUGGAAGCCACAAAGCAACUGUCUUCCUCCUCUGUCUUGGAUGCCUUCGAACCACCUGUGGGUGGCAGUGGCAGUUCUCCUUUGGAUUCAUUGGAUUCACUAGAACUGCUUCCGUAUGCAGAGUCCCGGCUGGAUGUGCUGGAUGCCUUCGAAACUAGUCGAGGGUCCCUGGAUGCACUGGAUACUUUUACUGUUGAGGAAACCAGCACCCAAGAAACACGGCAGCCCACUAAUGUAAAGAAAGCACCACCCAUGACAAACCAUAGUGGGCCAAGUCACACAGUGAUACCCAAAGUGGUAGAGUUGCUGAUGUCUCAGCCAGAGUCGAUGAUGCCCAACACAGCCCUACUUGUGAAGAAUCCACUGGCAUCCACUCACAUCUUCAAACAAGCCUGUCAUCUCUGCUAUCCCAAAACAGGACCCAAGGCUGGUGAUUAUACCUAUCGAGAAGGCCUGGACCACAAGUGCAAAAAAGAUAUCCUUUUGGGCAGACGCCGUAACAUAGAUGAUAAAACCUGGAAGAGAAUCCGACCACGGCCAACCAAGACCAAUUUUGUUGGAUCUUAUUAUCUGUGCAAAGAUAUGCUUAACAAGCAGGACUGUAAGUACGGGGAUAACUGCACCUUCGCGUACCACCAGGAGGAGAUCGACGUGUGGACAGAGGAGCGGAAGGGAACCCUUAAUCGUGACCUACUGUUUGACCCACUGGGUGGGGUCAAGCGGGGCAGCCUGACCAUUGCCAAGAUUUUGAAGGAACACCAGGGCAUAUUCACUUUCCUCUGUGAGAUUUGCUUUGACAGCAAACCCCGGAUAAUCAGCAAAGGGACCAAGGACUCUCCAGCAGUAUGCUCCAAUUUAGCUGCACAACAUAGCUUUUAUGAUAAUAAGUGUCUGGUUCACAUUGUUCGUUCCACCUCUCUAAAAUAUUCCAAGAUUCGUCAGUUCCAGGAGCAUUUCCAGUUUGAUGUGUGCCGACAUGAAGUACGUUAUGGCUGUUUGCGUGAAGAUAGCUGCCACUUUGCUCACAGCUUCAUAGAGCUUAAAAUUUGGUUGCUACAACAAUAUUCAGGAAUGACCCAUGAAGAUAUUGUACAAGAAUCUAAGAAGUAUUGGCAGCAGAUGGAGGCACACACCAACAAGGCUAGUAGCAAUAUGGCUUCUUCUAGGAGUUCCACCUCAAACACUUUUGACCUCCAAAUGAAGUUUGUUUGUGGCCAGUGUUGGAGAAAUGGGCAAGUGGUAGAACCAGAUAAAGACCUCAAAUACUGUAGUGCCAAAGCACGUCACUGUUGGACCAAGGAACGCCGUGUCUUGCUAGUAAUGUCCAAGGCAAAGAGAAAGUGGGUGUCUGUCCGGCCACUGCCUUCCAUUCGCAAUUUCCCUCAGCAAUAUGAUCUUUGUAUUCAUGCCCAAAAUGGAAGAAAGUGUCAAUAUGUUGGAAACUGUUCCUUUGCCCAUAGCCCUGAAGAGAGAGAGAUGUGGACUUUCAUGAAAGAAAAUAAGAUUUUGGACAUGCAGCAGACAUAUGACAUGUGGCUGAAAAAGCACAACCCUGGGAAACCUGGUGAGGGGACACCUCUAACAUCACGGGAGGCAGAGAAGCAAAUCCAGAUGCCUACUGAUUACGCUGAUAUGAUGGGUUAUCACUGUUGGCUUUGUGGAAAGAACAGCAACAGCAAGAAGCAAUGGCAGCAGCACAUCCAGUCGGAGAAGCAUAAAGAAAAAGUCUUCACAUCUGACAAUGAUUCCAGUUGCUGGAACUACCGUUUCCCAAUGGGGGAAUUUCGGCUAUGUGACAGAUUCCAGAAGACAAAAUCCUGCCCUGAAGGGGAGAAAUGUUGCUUUGCUCAUGGCCAGGACGAGUUGACAGAGUGGUUGGAUCGGAGGGAAGUCAUGAAACACAAACUGGCCAAGGCCCGCAAGGAUAUGCUGCUGUGCCCCAGGGACGAUGACUUUGGCAAAUACAACUUCCUAUUACGAGAAAACAUUUAGUAUCAAAGGGAGGUUGGGCUGGAAACUGGCGCAUUUUCAGAACUGGAAAUGGAAUGGGGAGGAUCUGGGCAGUGGCAAAGAGACCAGUAUUUGUUCCAUGAAGCUGUCAUUGAGUGUUAGAUAAUCAAGAUGAUUUACUGAUGCUGGAUGCAAUUACGAAUUGAAUCAUCACAGCCAAUGAAAAUAAUGUUUCUAGAAUUUUGUUUUCUAACUCUUUUCUCUUUCUAAAACCAAUGUUUUUCAUUUUAUCACCAACCUUUUUUUUUCUUUGAAAAAAGGCAAGAGUUUUCAGUUGAGACGUAAGAAAGAACCUUGUGUUUUUAUUCCCUACGAUUUUAUUUUAUUUUUACUUUGAGCUGCCUUGUUUUGUUGAGAUAUUGCUGGGUCAUGGGAAGCAAAUAUAGAAGAAGAGUAGAAAAGGGAGACUUUGUGAGGCUUUGUUUAACAUUGGUAUCAUACAGAAAUCCCUACCAGUGGCUCUAAAUCAGGUAUGGGCAAGCUUGGGCCCUCCAAGUGUUUUGAACUUCAACUCCCACCA